AUGUCUUUUAGAUAUGUGUUUGCCAAAUACCUGAAAGAUCCUCAAUCGUGUCCCGGAUUAUUGUUCGAGGACGAGAACGUGUUGAUAAUCGAGGAUAUGUAUCCCAAGUCGCUGGUUCACUAUUUAAUUAUCCCAAAGGAGAACACCUCAAAGACACCCCAGGAAGCUUUUAAAGACGAGCAGUUUAUUGCGAAAAUACAGAAAUAUGUUGACAAAGCGAGCGAAAUGGUACUUUCCAAAUGGUCUGCCAGCUACGAGACGCCCAUUUCGAAACAGAACAUUAUAGUUUGCUGCCAUUCGGUGCCGUCCUUGGCCAAUCUCCACAUUCACGUCAUGACAGACGAUCUGUGCUCCAACAGACUGAAGAACAAGAAACACUACAACAGCUUUGCCACGCCGUUUGCUAUCAAGUGGACAGAGUUCCCGCUUGCCGCAGACGACCCGCGUCACAGCCCAGAACACUGCAAUUUGCUACUAAAAGGAGAUCUCAUCCACAACGGAAUAAAUUAUCGUAGCUCAUUUAGAAGAUUGCGCCAGGAGCUCGACCGCAAACGCGACACGAUCGUCACCAACCGCAAACGGAGAGCAGCACAGGACGAAGAAUCUGGCCGAAAGAAAGCCAACACGCUCACUUCGCCGCCCCAUUGA
Messenger RNA from Ogataea philodendri, 648 nucleotides. RefSeq lists its product as uncharacterized. NCBI's taxonomy places the organism in Eukaryota, Fungi, Ascomycota, Pichiomycetes, Pichiales, Pichiaceae. Gene Ontology annotation, biological process: single strand break repair; double-strand break repair. Gene Ontology annotation, cellular component: nucleus. The record is from RefSeq and is a predicted model, not a curated record. The transcript has a single exon. The coding region runs from base 1 to 648 and encodes 215 amino acids. Gene Ontology annotation, molecular function: double-stranded RNA binding; DNA 5'-adenosine monophosphate hydrolase activity; mismatched DNA binding.